Molecule: messenger RNA, 13899 nt
Organism: Numida meleagris (helmeted guineafowl)
Lineage: Eukaryota; Metazoa; Chordata; Aves; Galliformes; Numididae
Gene: TLR5
Product: toll like receptor 5
Exons: 2
Coding region: 10400-12985 (861 amino acids)
Biological process (GO): toll-like receptor signaling pathway; immune response; inflammatory response
Cellular component (GO): plasma membrane
Molecular function (GO): protein binding; transmembrane signaling receptor activity
Source: RefSeq, a predicted model, not a curated record
AAGAAAAAAGAGAGUUUAUGAACUCUGAAGAAAGGAGUAGGCAACUCAGGAGGGCUAUAGAGCUGUUGUCAAGCUGUGCAGGCAAAAAAAUAGAAGGACCAAAGCCCAACUGGAGCUCAGUUUGGCUAGUGCAGUAAAAGACAAUUUUAAAAAUGCUUUUCUGAAUAGAACAACAGCAAAAGGAGUAUUAAGGAUAAUCUCCAUCCUUUAUUGAGUGUGAGAGGAAACGCAGUGAUGAAAGGUAAGGAUAAGGCUGAGGUACUUAAUGCCUUUUUUGCCUCAGUCUUUAGCAGUAAGACCAAUUGUUCUCAGGGUGCCCAGCCUUCUGCAUUGGAAGAUGAUGAAAGGGUAUUAGGUGAAGCACCUGGAGUCCAGCAGGAAACUGACCUCCUACAUCAUUUGAACAUUCAUAAGUCUGUGGGGCCAGAUGGGAUUCUGUUAGUGGUACUGAAGGAGCUGGCAAAACGCUCAUCAAGUCACUUUCUGCCAUUUACCAGCAGACCUGGCUAACUGAGGAGGCCCCAGUUGAUUGGAGGUUAGUGAACAUGUAUUACAGGACAGUGUUACCUCAGUAGUAGGGAAUGUCAUGGAGCAGAUCAUCCUGAAUGUCAUCACACCAUACAAUAGGGACAGUCAAGUGAUCUGAAGCAGCCAGUAUGGGUUUAUGAAUGGCAGGUUCUGCCUGACUAACCUGAUCUCCUUCUAUGACAAGGUAGCCCAUUUAGUAGGUGAGGGAAAGGCUGUGGAUGUUGUCUCCCUGCAUUUCAGUAAAGCAUUUGAUACCAUUUCCCACAGUAUUCUCCUGGAGAAACUGGCUGCUUGUGGCUUGGACAGGUAUACAGAUCACUGGGUAAAGAACUGGCUGGAUGGGUGGGCUCAGAGGGUCACUGUGAAUGGAGAUCAGUCCAGCUGUCAGACAGUCAGGAGGGGCAUUCCUCAAGGCUCAGUACUGGGGCUGGUUUAAUAUAUUUAUCAGUGAACUGGAUGAGAGGAUUGAGUGCACACCCUAACGAGUUCACAGAUUAUACCAAGUUAGGUGGGAUUGUUUGUCUGCUUGAGGGCAGGAAGGUUUUCAAGAGGGAUCUGGGUAGGCUGGAUAGAGGAACCACAUACAAUUGUAAGGCAUUCAACAAGGGUAAGUGCUGAGUGCUGCACCUGGGGCAGCCUUGGGGAAAGUUGCCUAGUAGAAAAGGACCUGAGGGUGCUGGUUGACAGCAGGCUCAACAUAAGCCAACAGUGUGCCCAGCUGGCCAAGAAAGCCAAUGGCAUCGUGGCUUGUAGCAGAAAUAGUGUGGCUAGCAGAAGCAGGGAGGUGAUCAUCCCCCUGUACUCAGUCCUAGUGAGACCACAUCUCGAAUGUUAUGUUCAGCUUUGGGCCCCCUCUUACAAGAAGGGUAUUGAGUUACUCGAGUUUGUGCAGAGAAAAGCAAUGAAGCUGGUGAAGGGACUAGAAAUUAAAACACAUGAGGAGCAAGUGAGGGAACUGGAAUUGUUUAGUCCGGAGAAGAGGAGGUUGUGGGAAGACCUCAUCUCUCUCUACAACUGCCUGAAAGGAGACUGCUGUGAGGUGGGUGUCAUUCUUUUUUCUCUGGUGAAAAGUGAUAGGAUGUGAGGAAAUGGGCUCAAGUUGUACCAGGAGAGUUUAGAUUGCAUACUGGGAAGGAUUUCUUCACAGAGAGGGUGGUCAAGCACUGGAUCGGGCUGCCCCAGGCAGUGGUGGAAUCCCCAUCACUGGAGGGAUUUAAGAGGCAUGUGGCUGUAGCACCUAAGGACAUGGUCAGCUUGGUGGUUGGAUUUGGUGAUCUUGAAGAUCUUUUCUAACCUAGAUGAUUCAGUGAUUCUACAUAUUGCACAUUAUCUUCUAUUCUUGCUACAUAAGAUCUGCAAUUUUUUCAGGUGAAAUUUUCUCAGUUGCCACCAUAUCUGUCAGGUAUUAGUACUUCCUUUGCCACCUCCCUUCUUUUUAGGUCCCAUGCUUUCCAGAAGUAUUUCCACAAUCAGCUGAAGUUCCUCAUUGUCACACCAGCAAACAAGCUGAGGGUGCUGUAACACCAGCCUUGAAGUACCUUGCAAGCCUGUGGUCAGUUGAGUGAUUUUUCUUUCAUAAUGUCAUUGAAAAGUAUUGAACUUACUAUAGGUGCUCUGCAAAACAUUAAGAAAUCUGCCUUGGCUGGUCUUUGAACAGUUUGCAAAAUUUCAUUCUUUAUGAAAUUUUUAGACUUCUACUCAUUAAUUUCUGUUAUGAAAGCUUCUGAAACUGUACAGAUUUACGCUGCUGUGUGCAUUGUAUUGCAGCCAUUCUGCUAAGGAGGUCAGACAGAGUAGCUCAAUAAAUUUAAGUUUGUGGCUUAUUAGACCAUUGUUAUUUUAAAAAGUGCAGAAUUGCACCUCCACUAGAAAACACUGAUGUACUGAUAUUGCUUGACAAUCCUCUGAUAGCUAUGUACUAAAUAUAAUCUGCAAAGGUGAAAAAGAGGUUUUUACUCUUUGCUUAUAGGUCUCCCUGAAAGAGUAUUAUGGGGAGAAUACUCGUGUGAUUUGAGUUCAGAGGUUUUUCACGCUUGAAUAUUCAGGAAAGAACAGAAGACUGUUUCUGCUUUUCUUUUGCAUUGGGCUGAAAUUGUCAGGAAAAGCUCUGCUGGCCCCUGGAUCUGCACUCGCACCCCAACGUGUGAGCUGGUUCCCUGGGCUGAGGGAAGCAGUUGCCCCCCAGCCCUGGCCAGAGAGCUCGGGUCACCGCGAGCUCCGAGCCAGAGCUUCUGGAAGGUGGAUGUUUUUGGGGCCCUUAGGGGCUGGAGAGCUGCAAAGAUCGUGACAGUAUGUUCCCUGUGCAAAUGAAGCCAGAUGGGAGGAGUGCAUCUCAUGCAGAUCAUGAGCUGUUUUCACUUGAGCUGUCUGGAUGUGAAUAAAAAACAAACCCGGGGAAACCUUUGUUGGUGAGGGGAGAAGCAGCACGUUAGUGAAGACAGACAACCCAUGUGCUGUCAGCAGAGGGAGGAGAGGGUACGUACUGAGAACUCCAGGAAAGAAAAACAAGAACUGGCUUUGGCAUGCUGUUUCUAAAAAUGAAAGAGGAGGAGGAGGAAAAAGUGAGCAACAUGCCAGCCUUCAACAGCAGCUUACAAACAAGGGCUUGACCUGCAGUGCACUGGGGGAAGGGUGGGGAUCCGAGGUCUAGCAGCAGCUCUGCAGGGAGUGAAUCACAACCUGAGCAUGAGUCAACAGGACCUGGCUGUUGUGAAAAUGUUAAAUGUCAAUAUGAGGAUGUUUACACAGAGCCGUAACUUCUAAAAUGCAUGAAGCGAUCCUUCAGCUCCACUCAGCCCUACUCAGGCCUCAGUGAGAGUGCUGUGUCAAAUGUUGAGCAAUUUUUUUUUUUUUCCCUCUUCUAGGAAAAUGUGAAGUGGCUGGAGGGAAGCCAAGCAGAGAGAAUCAACAACUACUGGAAAAGCCUGUGCUCACAGGUCACAUUUUAGAUCAUGUAGUGCUGAGUGUAAACAACAGAUGACCUGAGGGGACAGAGAAUUUUGGUUUUCUGUAAGAGGCAUAUUUUGAGAAGGGAAGCAUCCACAUAAAUAGGACAAAUAUAAUAGGCUUAGCUGCAGCAGAAACUGGGGUUAGAUAUUCGGAUAAACCUUCUUGCCUUAGGGAUGGUCACAGGCAGGAGGAGAUGGUCUGAGGAAGCUGCCAUAAAGCUCUGUUGUGAGGGAUUUUUUUAGAACAUUUCAGAUAAACAGGGGCUGACUGCAUACCAAACUGAUGGUGUUGGGCAAACCGGUCAGCAUUUAUUAAAGCCAGAAAUAUUCUCUAUUCCACCAAAAUAAGCUUUUCAUGUAGCGUGUGCUGAACUCCAGUGAAAUCCUGUGAAGUAAGCCCUGUUGCAUUACAGUGACAUUGAUUUCAGAACUUUGUUCUGUGACAAAUCCAAAUACGGGAUUUUCUGGGUUUUGGGUCUAUCUUAGGCAGCCAAAUGAAUGCAGCCCCUCUAAUACUCCCUGUGCAUUAGGCGAAGUAAAUCCUCUCUAGGCAAUUAUCUGAAGACACCUAUUGAGUUCAAGGGAAAACAGCAGCUCAGGUGCUGGAAUGCAGAAACCAUUGUCAUGUUUAUGCAAAACUUCCUUCCUAGGCCACAAAAACUGCUUGUUCCUGUCUGCGCAGUGCUGCAGCUGUUGACGCAGUGUAUCAGCUGUCAGAUGAGGAGCCGCACAGAUGAAAGACGCACGUCUCCAGCUCCUGUCCUUGGGCUCCCAGGGAUCCUUGGGAGCAGGAAGAACUAGAAAGUAAGUGAACAUCUGCCCCAAACCCAGCAUCAAGUCCCCUUGUCAAGAGCAUUUCCCUUCCCUUCAGUGCAAUUUGCCACGAGGUUGCACUACGGCGGGGAGAGGCCCUGCUUUGCUGUCACUGUCCCAUGUCAGGACGUGCAGCCACACAGAAAAAAAAAACCAGACAAAUCCCAACCAGAAACUUGGAGGAGGAAGAAAGGCUGCUUACAUUUUAAUAAUGUCCAGGGUGUUAUGUGAACAAGUUCCCAAUGUUCUCUGGGAAGAACAGAGGGGGCUGUUAGGUUAAUGUAAAUGGUUCAAAAUAGAGUCAAGCAACAGAGAGGAAAGACAUGCUUCCUUGUCUGGGGGGGGUCAGCAGCCUCUUUUGCAAGCUUCUGCUUGCAAAAUGCUCCUCUGCUCCCCAGGCAUGACAUGCUCUUUUUUUGUGGGCCGUAUUUUCCAUUUUACUGUUUCCUCUCUGCUCAUCUUUUGACUGUCCUUCUCUUUUUUUCUAACUGACAUGCUCCCGUUUCACCCUGCCGUCUUGGUCAUGCUGGGAUGUGAAACAAGUUGCUUAAUUGCAGCGCAGUACCCAGCAGGCAACAUCCGAUCCCUCCGAAGAGGUUGCUCAUAUUUGCCUUCCUCAUUUACACUCUCAGCAGAGAGGACAAGAAGGGACACAGCGUUCCUCACUCUGCUGACAAAUGGCGCGUGGAAGUCGUUAGGGUGGGAUGCUGAGGGAAGCCCGCAUCACUGUGUGCGUGAUGGAUCUGUCUGCUGAGGUCCCGAGAUUGUCAGCUCACUUUCACUGGCCCUGAAUUCACAGGUGCAGGUGAAUGCUCCUCCACAAGCAUACAGCCAAAGGCUUUUGAAGAAUUAGCUAAUAUUUUAGGGAGGGGGUUCAGUGUUAGAGAUGUUAAAUGUACCCUCUUUUCCAAAACUAGUGAGCCCAUAGCUUCAGAAAACAGGCACUGUCAACCCAGUUUGGGGGGCACAGAGUGCACAGCCAGGCACUUCAUCUGCCUGCUUUCCGGUGCUCCAGUAUGGAUUUGUUAUCCUUGGGAUAAUUGCUAGAACUAAACAGCUGCCAGUUGCUAAGCUGUCAGGUUCAUGUCUUUUUUUUUUUUUAAAUACCUAAUUAGGCUAGAUUUAUUUUUAAUGCGCCUUAUUACCAUCAGCAUCUGACUUCCAUCUAUCCACUGCUGUGUACAGGCUGCUGUUGCCAAAGCAAGUGUCUUCCAGCAGCUACCUCAGCCCCCCGCCACUGUCCCUCCCUGCGGGAGAUGGCACUUGCUGCUGCCGUCCCUCCUAUUAAUUCCACAACAGCCCGUGCUGUUUGCCUGCCUCAUUUGGUGCUCUAGAGCUAAUGACUGCACAACCAGUUGUUCUUUCUUUUGUAACCAUUACCAUAGCUGUCUGUUGUUGAUAACUCAGGGUUAAUUACUUACUAUAAAGCUUUGCAGAACAAUUUAGCUUAGCUGAGCCUGUUCAUUGACGAAGACUAUAAAUGUCUGCAGUCUGUCUCUGAUAUAGAUGUUACUGAAGAUUGGUAUAAUUGGCUUUCACUGGAGUGCUGCAGCAAACAGGAUGGUUAGCCUAGUGCCACAGUCAGAUGCCCAGUGUGUUUUGUACAACCACUGCACCAGGUUUGCUUAUGUAUGCAUUCACAUUGCAGAGUAUGUGUAGCUCCAGUACAGCUCCAGGAGCACUGAAGCCAGGCACUAACAGGACAUUGUGGCAGCUGUAAAAAGUCCAGCAUUUUAAUUGAGCUUAUAGUCCCGCACUGACCAGUCACACAUGCAUCUUAUUGGAGAUAGACAUAGCUACUAAAAGAUUUAGGUGAUAAAGGCUGAAGGAGCUGGCUUGUUCAGCCUGGAGAAGAGAAGGCUCUGGAGACUUCACUGCGGCCUUCCAGUACUUGAAGGGAGCUUAUGAGCAGGAGGGGUGACUGACUUUUUAUGUGGUGUGAUAGUGAUAGGGCAAGGGGGAAUGGCUUUAAACUAAUAGAGGGGAAGUUUAGAUUAGAUGUUAGGAAGAAAUUCUUUACUCGGAGGGUGGUGAGGCCCUGGCACAGCUGCCCAGAAAAGUUGUGGUGCCCCAUCCCUGGAGGUGCCCAGGUCAGAUUGGAUGGGGCCCUGGGCAGCCUGGUCUGGUGGGGGGCAGCCCUGCCCACUGGUGGGGGUUGAGGCUGGAUGAUAUGUAAGAUCCCUUCCAACCUGAGCCAUUCUGUGAUUCUAUGAUAAUGUUCUCUCUGUUUUAUGGAAAAUGUGGGGAAAGAAUUGCCUAAAGCCACCUCUCUGAUGCUGCCUCUCCAGUUAGCUGAACUGAGGCUAUGCUGUAUUCAUGUAAGCCUUCACAUCGCGGUGCUGUGCAACAGGUCAUCAAUAGUCUUCAGCAGCUCCAGGCGCUGACAGCUGCUCACUGGGAAAGGACAGCUUCAUUACACCACGCAGGACCCUGAGGCUUCAGUGAUUUCAAUGAAAACAAAGCCACUACCCUCUGAGGCACCUUUUAAAUUCAGCAAAGCGUCGUCUUCAUCUUCAGAUGUCAAAGUAUCCUAAAUAUAAAGAUAUACAAAGUAUAUCUUUGUAUGAAGUUUUGAGUGAGAAAGUGAUUAAUUGUUCUCUGACCUUCAGUUUCUUCAUUUAGACUGUGUCACCAAACCAUAUUUUAUGUCACUAGGAGAUAGCAGAUGUAAAUCAAAGAUCUGCCUGCUCUAGAAUAGCUAACAAGGGAGGAAAUGACAUCCAUCCGUUAACACGGACAGAUUUUCUUGAGAAGAUUUUCUGCCUUCCAAACCUGGUUUUAAAAUGUGAUUUCAUACUCGCAGGUCUCGUCUUGGUUUCCAGCAGGAGGGGCACUGCCAAAGUUUGCAGUUCUGGCAAGAACAACAACCUGACACUGUUUCAUCGUAUAAUUGCUUUUUCUUCUCGCAAUAUGAUUUUAAACUAAAAACUAGUUUAAAAAUAUAUAUAUAUAUAUAAAUGUAGAUUUUAAAUAUCUUAGGCAGGAAAGGUCAGGGCCAUCCUUUCCCAAGAAAUGAAAUGUUUCUGCCACAGUUUAUGGCAGAAUGGGCCUCCCCAUGCAUCACUGCUUCAUAAUUUCUUUUCCUUGUUUUCUUGUGUUAGAUUUUUUAAUCAGCAUUGUACUAUCAGCUCAUUGUAUACACAUAUUCCUUGGUUGUAUGAGGCAGGAGCAUUUUCAACACUGGUUCCAAAGGGAGUGCCACUGAAAACUAAGUGAAUCAAACAAAUUUUAAAAAUAAUUUCAAAAGUCAAGUUUAGGAUUAGCCAUGUUGUCAUGUUGGCCCUGCACGUUCAUUUUUCCACUCCGAUUAACUGUGCCCUUGAGAAUUAGUGAAUCUACAGUAAGGCAGGCAAAUUUCAUGUUCAAAGUUAGGAACCUGGGAGAAAAAAUCAGCACAGAAACCCACAACGUAUCAGCCUCUGAUUGUGUUGAAAUCUCAAUGUGAGAUGUGUUUUUAAGUGCUUUGCUGGAAAGAAGCAGCCUCAGCCAUGUAAGUACAUAUUUAAACACAGUAGAAAAGAAUUGUUUACUGAAUGAGAAAGGCAUGCACCCCAGGGCGCUGCUCAGAGAGUUGUGUGUAAUAACACAAACUGAAAAACAAAGUUUGAAAAGACCUUUGGUAUUUGACUGGUAUUUUUCUGUUUUGCAGAGUGAAGAGAGUGGUUUGUACUUUAAAAGGAGAAUGAGCUAAGGCUUUAGUUGGAGAAAGAAAUGAAGAACAAGUCUGUGGAGAACAGUGAGUAUAUGCUGAAAAUGUAUGGGGGAACUGCUGCCAAGCAGAGUGACAGAUUUUAAAUUCCAAAUGUGGAUGUAGAUAGAGAUGCCAAACACAACUGUGAUUCCAAGAAGAAAGUUGGAAAGAAAAAGCACAAAUCUGUGGUAACUGGGAAAUACUCUACUUGAGAAUUCUCCAUCAGUGUGAUCAUGGAGAAUUGUGGGCUGUAAUUCUGUGCACAUCCGUACUGGGCCUUGACCCAUGCAGCUCCAUCAGUGCAGAGAACCCAAACCAGGAAAGUUUUGAUCAUCUUUUUCAGGUUCAAAAGGAAUGGGUGAGGUGUGAAGUGACAGUGUGGUGACAAACAGGCCCUUCCUGCUCCCCAUUCUCUCCAUCCUUCCACCUGCUGCCUCUGCUCACUCAGCCUGGCCUUGAAGCAGCCUCACAUGGCGUGACAGCACUGCAGGCAAGCCAGCUGGAAAUCCAACAGUACCGCAAGCAUGAAACACAAAAUUGUCUCAAAUAUACAGUAAAGGAAAGGAAAAAAACAGCAACCUUUGUGGUUACUUAAAACAGCAAGCCAUUUUGUGAUUUCUGAGGUGAUGGUUGCUUUACAAGCAGUGAGUCAUAGCCUCCUCAGCCUCUCUCAUUUCCCUAGGCAGCACUUUCCACGGCAGGAACAGGUGUAGAUAAGAGCAGUAUUUUGGGGCUUUGGCCGAUAGCACAAAAUAAGCAGAAACUGCUGUCACAUCAAAGCAGAUGAUAGGAAAAAUCCAAGAAGAGGUCAUACAAAUGUGAAAAACACUUCCUCUCAGACAGACUGGACUCUCAGGUGUGGAUGAAGUCAGAAGUGAUGGCACAUCUACUGAGCUACCUCCCACUCUAAGCUCUUUCUCCAUAUACUCCUGGAAAACAACCUGUUGUCAGCAUGAAAGCAGCUUGCUUAGGAUGGGCCCUGUGUGUGAAGGAAUGAGGGGAAGCAGGUCUACAACAGGGACCCCAGAAAAGGACGUCACCUGCUGCGGGACAGCAGGCUGAGUGGUGGCUGGUCAAUCUGCAGGGAGGGCUGUGGUGCCACCGUGGCAGGUCCUGCCAUUGGUACUUGGCACUGGUGUAGCCUCACUUCAAGUGCUGUGUUGUCUUGGGCCCCACAGUAUAAGAAAGACAUGGAGGCCAUGGAGUGUAUCCAGAGAAGGGCAAUGAAGCUAGUGAGAGGUCUGGAGCACAAGUUUUAUGGGGAGUGGCUGAAGGAACUGGGAUUGUUCAGUCUGGAGAAGAGGAGGCUCAGGGGAGACCUUAUUGCUCUCUACAACUGCCUGAAAGGAGGUUGUGGUGAGGUGAUGGUUGCCUUUUCCCCCAGGUAACAGCGAUAGGACAAGAGGCUGAUGGUUUAAUGGCCAAAGUUGCACCAGCAGAGCUUCAGGUUGGACAUUAGAAAACAUUUCUUCUCAGAAAGAGUGGUGAGGCACUGGCACAGGCUGCCCAGGGAGGUGUUCAAGAACCGUGGAGAUGUGGCACUGAGGGACAUGGGUUAGUGGGCGUGGUGAGGGUGGGCUGACAGUUGGACUAGAUGAUCUUGGUCUUUUCCAACUUAAAUGAUUCUAUAAUUCUGUUCUAUGAUUCUACGAGCUGCACGUCCACCGGGGCUGUCACCCAGCCAGGGAACAGUUGCAAAAGCAUUGUUUCCCUUGCCACACGCGAUGUUUGCCAGAUGAAGUAACAUGCUGGAAGGUCAUGUGCAAAUGUACGUGUGCCAGGUUUUAUUCCUGAACACACAGGAGCCCAUCCUUCUUCUUGAAUCUGAGUAGAUCACUUGCUCUUGGUUCUUAGUAGAAAUGUGAGCUAGUAUCAAGACAUCAGAUAAUUAUUCUGAUGCUUGCAGACGUCGUUCCAUGUGAAACAAACGUUUUGGACCUUUUCUCUAGGAUAUGAUGCACUUUGCUAAUAAAGCGCUUUGGACAUCCUGGAAAGAAUAACAUUCCUGGAACUGCAAAAAGUGAUUUGCUGUGCUUUUUCUUUUGCUCACCUGUCAUUUUCACAUUCGGAGACGUGGUCAGAACGAAGCAACGAGGGAUCCCCAUUGAAUAUGCUGCUGUUAAAUGACAGAUGUCUUGAAUGCAAGAGGAGGCACAAGGCUGUCUUGGAGGUGCUGACUUUUGAAUCCCAGUUGCACACAGAAACUUGGCAUAUUGUCAGCAUGUUCAAUUUUCAAUUUCACGGGACAUUUCUUUUGGUGUUACCAGUGGAUUUUGUUUUACCUUCAUGUCUCCUUUUUGUUAACACUGCAGGAAUUACUUCUUGGGUCUCUCUCUCUCUUUAGCAGCUGUCUUACCUGAUACCACUGUGUGAUUCCUGGGGCAUUUCUGUGAGCAGGGACCUGAGCUUGUACAGAUUCAUGAUGUUACAUCAACAGCUAAUAAUUGUCUUUGGAAUAUCGCUAGCUGGAGAUAUACGUGCAUCUAGAAGCUGUUAUUCAGAAGCCCAAGUCUCCAUGUAUAGUUCCUGCAACCUCACAGGUGUUCCACUUGUGCCAAAGGACACUGCAAAGCUUUUUCUAACUUACAACUAUAUCAGACAAGUGACUGCAACUUCAUUUCCACUGCUGGAGGAUUUGUUCUUGUUGGAAAUUGGAACACAACAUGUCUUUCCUCUUUAUAUAGGAAAAGAAGCUUUCAGGAACCUGCCAAACCUUCGUGUCUUGGAUCUGGGAUUCAAUAACAUUCUUCUGCUGGAUCUCGAUUCUUUUGUGGGUUUGCAACGUUUGACCAUCCUCCAGCUGUUUCGUAACAACCUUGGGGAUUCCAUCCUGGAGGAGCGUUACUUUCAAGAUUUGAGCUCAUUAGAAGAAUUGAAUCUUUCAGGAAACCAAAUCACAAAACUUCAUCCACACCCCUUAUUUUAUAAUCUAACCAUCUUGAAAGCUGUGGACCUGAAAUUCAACAAGAUAUCCAACCUGUGUGAAAGCAAUCUUACCAGCUUCCAAGGAAAACACUUUUCAUUUUUUAACCUCAGUUCUAACACUUUGUAUAACACAGAUAAAGUGGUCUGGGCCAAAUGCCCAAAUCCUUUCAGAAAUAUUACCUUUAAUUCACUGGACGUUAGCGAGAAUGGCUGGAACACGGAGACAGUCCAGUAUUUCUGUACAGCCAUUAAGGGUACUCAAAUCAAUUAUUUAACAUUUCGCUCUCAUACAAUGGGCUCAGGAUUUGGCUUUAAUAACUUAAAAAAUCCAGAUCAGGAUACAUUUACAGGACUAGCAAGAAGUGGUCUUCAGUUGCUUGAUAUUUCCAGAGGUUACAUUUUCUCUCUCAAUUCUUUAAUCUUUAAAGGCCUUGGUAAUCUGGAAUUUCUGAACCUUUUCAAAAACAAGGUAAAUCAAAUCCAAAAGCAAGCAUUUUUUGGCUUGGAAAAUCUAAAAGUUCUCAAUCUCUCAAGUAACCUUUUAGGUGAGUUGUACGAUUAUACUUUUGAGGGCCUACACAAUGUAAUGCAUAUUGAUUUACAGCAAAAUCAUAUUGGGAUGAUUGGUGAAAAAUCUUUCAGUAAUUUACUAAGUCUGAAAAUAAUUGAUCUCCGAGACAAUGCCAUUAAAAAACUCCCUUCCUUUCCACAUCUGACUUCUGCCUUUUUAGGUGACAAUAAGCUGAUGUCUGUAGCUCACACAACAAUAGCUGCAACACAUAUUGAAUUAGAGAGAAAUUGGCUAGCAAAUCUGGGUGAUCUGUAUGUUCUUUUCCAAGUUCUGGAUGUGCAGUAUCUCUUCUUAAAACAGAAUCGCUUCUCUUACUGUGUGAAAAGUGUUAAUGCUAUAGAAAAUAACCAGUUAAUUUAUAUGGAUCUAGGAGAAAACAUGUUACAGCUUGUGUGGGAGAGAGGUUUGUGUUUGGACGUGUUCAGGACCCUGUCCAAACUUCAGGUUCUACACCUGAACAACAACUACCUUAGUGCUCUUCCACAGGAGAUUUUUAGUGGUCUAACAUCUCUAAAAAGACUUAAUCUAGCUUCCAACCUAUUGUCUCACCUCUCCCUCGGGGUUUUUCCACAAGGCCUAAUAAACCUAAACUUGUCUGGAAACCAGCUUUUUUCCCCUGAGCCUGAAGUCUUUAUGACUUUGAGUAUUCUGGAUAUAACACAUAACAAUUAUGUCUGUGACUGUGCUUUAAAAAGCCUGCUAGUCUGGCUAAAUGAAACCAAUGUAACCCUAGUUGGCUCAGAGUCUGACAGGUACUGUGUAUACCCACCUGCAUUAGCAGGUGUACCACUAUCACUUCUGGCAUAUGAUGAUUGCAGUGAAGAUGAACUCCAGCAGACACUCCGGUUCUCAGUAUUCAUUGUCACGUCUGUCACCCUUCUGAUGUUUCUGAUGUCAGCCAUCAUUUGUACUCGCUGUCGGGGGAUUUGUUUUGUCUGGUAUAAGACCAUCGCCAAAACUUUGGUAGGAAGCCAUCCAUCAGCAGUAGAUACAAGUGAAUACGUGUAUGAUGCGUAUUUGUGCUACAGCAAAAAUGACUUUGAAUGGGUCCAGAAUUCUUUGCUGAAGCACCUGGAUUCACAAUAUUUUGAUAAAAACAGAUUUACUUUGUGCUUCGAGGAACGAGAUUUCUUGCCUGGGGAAGAACAUAUCAACAAUAUUCGUGAUGCUAUUUGGAAGAGCAGGAAAACAAUUUGUGUUGUGACCAGGCAGUUUCUCAAAGAUGGGUGGUGUGUAGAAGCCUUUAAUUUUGCCCAGAGCAGGUACUUCAGUGAUUUGAAAGAGGUUCUCAUUAUGGUAGUAGUUGGGUCACUCUCUCAAUAUCAACUGAUGAAACACAAACCAAUUCGAAUCUUUUUACAAAGGAGUCGGUAUCUGCGUUGGCCUGAAGAUUAUCAAGAUAUAGACUGGUUUCUAGAUAACCUUUCUUGCCAAAUUCUGAAGGAAAAAAAAGUGCAAAGGAAUGUCAGUGGUGUAGAGCUGCAGACUAUAGCGACAGUCUCACACUGACACGGGAUGGGUCACUGGCUUUCUCAGUACUUUCUAUUUUAGCUGUGCCAUGGCAGGACGAAACAGACUUGCUUCAUCCUUCCCUGAAAAAGCAGGUAGAGAGAUAACAGUUCCAUUUUAAAUCCUACUAAACUUGGAAACAACUUGAAAGCAACCAGCAAGUAUAAGAAAGUGCAAUUAUUUUAUGGGCAAUGGCACUCAUUUUCAGAAGAAUUAAAUGAAUCACAAAUGCCUCGCAUUUUGGCUGCUCAGCUUCAAAAAACUUACAUUGAUUUUCAGAGUGCUACAUACUUACAGGUCUCUGUUUCAGUGAUAGGAGGAUGCCCUUUUUUAUUUUUUUUUAUUCUUUUCAAAAAGAGUCCACUGUACUGUAUGGGAGUGCCUUACACCUUUAUGCUUUAAAAUGGUGCUAUAUAGAUUUCAUUUAUUUGUUUUCUACUCAGCUAGGCUCUGUACAUACAACCUUUGAACUUCAUUCAUUCCUUUCCGUUCUUCAGCUACUCUGCUUGGUGGUGAAGCUACAGUCAUUGGGCUAAUUCAUUUGCUGCUGUUUCAGUGCUGUUAGUUGAGCUGCCUCCCACCCUGCAGAGAGAAAUGGGUAUCCCCCUCACAUCUGAAGCAAGCCUGAAAACCAAACAAGAAACUGCCUCCAUGGCCGUGAGUGGCUGCCAGGCAGCCUUCACAUUCUGUGGGUGGAAUAUAUGGAUAACUUGUGUGUCUUGUGGGUUGUUCUUGGUAUGUCCUGUGUCCUGAUCAAUUAAGAUUUUUUUUCUGAUGCUAUUGAAAUAGUUUUCUAGAGUUAUAAAUGUCUGGUAUGCUCUUUCUUCUAUCAUUGUUUUACAGUUCUUUCUUUUCUUAGGUAUGCGUCUUCAGGGGGACGCUCAGGGUCACUGUAAUAAAAGUCUGAUCCAUCA